Messenger RNA from Hyphopichia burtonii NRRL Y-1933, 1219 nucleotides. It is a transcript of the gene RCN1, whose product is annotated as Rcn1p. Gene Ontology annotation, biological process: calcium-mediated signaling. The coding region runs from base 380 to 1096 and encodes 238 amino acids. NCBI's taxonomy places the organism in Eukaryota, Fungi, Ascomycota, Pichiomycetes, Serinales, Debaryomycetaceae. Gene Ontology annotation, molecular function: calcium-dependent protein serine/threonine phosphatase regulator activity. The record is from RefSeq and is a predicted model, not a curated record. Gene Ontology annotation, cellular component: cytoplasm; nucleus. The transcript has a single exon.
AUCCAUGACUACAACCCGGGCAUACAGCCCAACUCCCUCGGCUCUACCCGUCUGGCAGACCAUCUUGUAACCCAAACGUAAGCUGCCAGUCACACUAACAUUUAACCGGUUGCAACUCUAAAAGCUGUUAGGGUGGCAGUAGUAGUUAAUCGCUGAUGGCUGGCGCACGUGACUGCGCUCUUUUUUGUUCGUUCACCGUCUUUUCUGCUAACAGUGAGGGUUUGCCUGCACACAGGCGGGUCCGCUCAGCAGCCAUCACUGAAAGUUUAGAGAAACUCAAACCGGUAGGCACUGCUAGCUAUCGAUAAGCACUUGUUCAAGUAUAUAAAUGGGAGGGCUUAUUCUUCUAAACCCGAGUAAGAUAUAGAAUUAUCACAAGAUGCCUAGAAAUCCAACCAACACCCUUAUAAUAACUCACUUACCUGGUGAAAUUAUACAAGAUCCAACUCCGUUACUUAAGGAUCUUGCAGUCGAUAAUAGUUUACUUGAACUUAUAUCGCUUCCUAAAUUCAAUAGGAUAUUAAUCAUUUGUGAGUCUAGUCAAUUAGCCAUCCACAUUCGUCAUAUGCUUAAGAGCAGUUCUAACUGGAACUAUUUAAGAAUCACUUAUUCAAUCAGAGAUAACCAGAUGUCCAUAACCAGUAAUCCUCACUAUUUAAUUCAACAAGAUUCUAAACAAUAUUUGGAAUUACCGCUGGAACUGGGGAGUAGACGUUUCCUUAUAUCACCUCCUUUAUCACCCCCUGCAGAAUGGGACCACUGGGAUAAAGUUGAAGAAGGCCCUAGUAACAAGACUUUCCCCACUGAUGAAUUAACAAAUUUACUUUGGGAAAGAUUAGGUGGGUUUGAUAGUUCCCAAGUUAGAAAGUAUCAAGAUUAUUCUGACAAUGAAUCUCUUUCUUCCGAGGAUAACGAUUAUACCCAUCAUGCAAAAGAUAACUUGGUGGUUGAUCUUAAUAUGAAACCAGAGGUUCUUUUCGAAGAUAUCGAUAAUGGUGUUCCGGCAAUCGUUUUGGAUACCGUCAAUAAUAGGGGCCCACACACUCUGUCUGCCAAACUGCGUCCUCCCAAAACUUCUCUACCUCCUUUAAACUAAUUAUUUGCAUCUUUUACUUCUAUUAUCUAGUUUGCCCUAAUAUAUAUACCCGUACACCCGGUUAUCACGCCCGUACACCUAAAAUUAGGAAGCGAGAGGGAAGGAAAAAAAAAAAAAAAAAAA